AUGAUGAAAUCUUCCAUACGGACCCCUAAAAAGAUGGAUGCUCUUAUUGCAGAACUUCAGCGAACUGAAAGGAAUCCUCCCCAAACAGUUCAUGUUGAUACUGAACCUCCAUCUGAAAGUGAUCCAGAAGACUCAGCCCACACUUUACUCCCAAUGAAGCGAAAAAUAAGAGAUCCAAGGCCAGGAGUGCUUAUUACAGACUCAGUUCAAAAGAAAUCUACUCCGAUUGAGUCUGGUUCUAUGGAUCAAAAAAUACAAAGCCCAUUCACUGAGACCUCUCCAGUGAUUCAAGAAAUGUCAAGCCCGUUCUCUGAGCGUAUUCCUAUGGAUCAGGAUUUUCAAAGCCCUAUUGUUGAAGAAGAAGUCAUACCUUCAGAAGGAGCUCAAGCUUCAGGAAGCUCUUUUGAAACACCCGAGCUGGACAUCUCCAAAGGAAAAAGAAAGUUGCCUGAAUCUGAAUUAGUUGAUGUGGUUCUGCUCCAGAACAGAGUCUUUGAUCUGGAACAAAACUCUGUUGAAAAGGAUUUGAUAAUUGGAAAGCAGGAUAUUCGAAUCAGCAAGCUUGAGAAAGAGAACUCCGAUAAAGAUUCAAAGAUCUUAGAGCGUCAAGCGAAUCUCAGUGGUUUAACUGCUCUAUUCUUUGAUCUGAAACAACGCCUAUUUCAGAAGUUUGGUGAUGAAUUUCAACCCUUGAGCGCUGAAGGAGAAAAGAUCACUGCUUCUAGUUCAGGUCCCGCCAAUCCAGCUUCACAAUCUUCAAGUGAAAGAGCUAAAAGAGCUGCUCCAGAUGCUAAUCUUUAUACAUUCUUAUCUUCUGCUUUUCUUUCUGCUCAAGAAAGAAGAGAGAAGCAAAUUAGGGGAAACUGGGAAGAUGUUCACAGACAAGUAUGGUGA
Molecule: messenger RNA, 894 nt
Organism: Lactuca virosa
Lineage: Eukaryota; Viridiplantae; Streptophyta; Magnoliopsida; Asterales; Asteraceae
Source: the annotation of a GenBank genome assembly